AGUGGCCGGAGUCAUUUACAGAUAUACUCAGGGUUGCAAAGAGUUACGGGACUUUUCAGAGCUUGAAAAUCAACAGAUCAGACUGAGGACUGAGGAAAGAGAAAGGUUAACGCUUCUUCAAGAAACACUGGAUUGUUUAUUAUGGCGGGUUUUGCUGCCUCUCUCCUUCUUUUAUCAGGAUUUAUCAACCUCUCAACGGCAAAAGACAGCUGUGAUCUCUAUGCUGCUGUUGAACAGAAUGUGAACCUACCUUUUAUCUACGAGGGACUCAUGACCUCCCAUACGUUGAGGUGGACUCACAACAACAGCAUCGUUUUCUACAGACAGCAAGGCAGAGUGUCUGUUGGAAAGUCAGGGGACAUCACUUCAACUGGGUCUCUUAUUCUGAAAAACCUGAAACACUCAAGUGCUGGACACUACCAAGUAAAUGUGCUGCACUCUAAUGGCACAUUUGCUAAAACAUGGAGUGCUCAAGUCUGCAUGAUGGACAAGGUAUCAAAACCCAAGCUGGUCUAUAGCUGUGACUUCAAGUCCAGUGCUGUGAAUUUUAUCUGUGAAGUGGCUAAACCUCAGGGUUUGGAGUUCUCAUGGACGCUGGAUGAAAAGACCCUAAUGAGUGAAAGAAAACAAACACUGAGUAUAUCACUGGCCCAGCUGAAAGGAGAGAGGAGCUUCACCUGCAGCGUGGAAAACAAAGUCAGCAAAGAGAGGAGUGACAUUGUUCGUCCAGUCUGUAAAACUCCUCCAACACCAUCCACGCCAACAGUACUCUGUUUUAAAUCUAACGUCGUCGUAGCUGUGCUCGGAGCAGCAGCAGGUCUCAUUCUGCUUCUUGUCAUCAUCAUUGUCAUCUUAUGUUGCUUCCAGAAACGCAACAGAACCCCAACGAGACCCGUGGAUAGAGGGGAGCUCAGGAUGCUUUCUUUGAGCAAACGAGAGCCAAACUCCAUCGGCCCGGAGUAUGAGACCAUGCAUCCGAUGGAGGACUCUCCAACUCCGAGCCCGGAGCCCUCAGCCAGAGUUUGUUAUGAGAAUGUUUCUCAGCCUGAAGCUCAGACUGAAAACAGGCCUGCACAGCUGUCAAAUGAUGCUGAGGGACAACGAGCCUCACCGGUGCCAAAGCCAAGGACGAAGAACCCCCAGACACAAAACAGCUAAGGUUUGCCCUCUUUUACCGUCUGAGGAAGUAUGAGAAAAAGACACGUUUCCUUCACACACCACUGAACCAAAAUGCAGACAACCACAAAGGAAAAUGACUUUUGAGGAUUUAUUGCUGUAACAGUUUGUAUUACAUAUUUAUAGAUGCAGUCGUUUCCCAAUAGAACUAACUUUUCAGUCUGAUUCAUAGCCUUCAUCAGGAUGUGCUGUCUGUACAGGAGAACUUGAGGCAGAAAAAUCUUAGCAACUUUGUAAGUAAUCUCUUCCCCUCUCUACUUUGAAGUUUUGUUUUAAUAUUAAAGAUUUCACCUUCUACCAGUUUGGAUUUCAUGUUGAGGAGGAAUUUGAAAGAGAUUGUCUAAUUCCUAGUACACAUGAGGAUACAAGAACUUGUUUUUGAUGACUUUCAUUAUUAUCAUUGUUUUUCAGAUGUAUGGAUAUCAUUGUUUCAUCAUGAUUAAUCUCUGAAUUUCAACUCUUCAUCAUUUUAAUCAUGUUUAAAAUGUCAUUAUUUUGCAUUUCAAAACUGUUUUAGACUUUAUAUUAACAAUGUACAGCAAUUCUCAGAAGUGUCUUGAUUUGGGACGAAUGAAUGCAAUGAAAUGUGCUUUAUGAUCUUGACUUUGAGAUUGAUUAAUCAAAUAAAUGCUCCACUGCCUCACCA
Notolabrus celidotus (New Zealand spotty) is the source of this 1822-nucleotide messenger RNA. RefSeq lists its product as uncharacterized. The transcript has a single exon. Lineage: Eukaryota; Metazoa; Chordata; Actinopteri; Labriformes; Labridae. The coding region runs from base 142 to 1158 and encodes 338 amino acids. The record is from RefSeq and is a predicted model, not a curated record.